AUCAGCUUCGCGUGACGGCCGGCCUUACCGAGUCGCGAUUAGAUAUUUUUUGUUAAAAAUGAUUAUCUAAUUUUAACGUAACAACAUAUAAGUGCGUGAAUGGAAAAAGUAUAAGAUAGUAGUGAAUAUAAAAAAAUACAUGAAACUGGUAAGUAUGAACCAUGGCACCAAACAGUAAUCGGCAGCAGAUUAGUUUUCCAAAUCUUCCAUACCCAUUAUUACGUGAUGAGGAGCCAAAGUCAGGGCACGGAUGGUUAGCAGCCAAACGAAUACAAGAUGGUGCUGAAGGCCUCUGGAGAAUACAUGAUAGUCUUUACGAUUUGACAGACUUAAUAUCUUCACACCCAGGUGGCUCGCAAUGGCUUGAAUGUACUAAGGGCACAGAUGUAACGGAACAAUUCGAGACCCACCACAUAAAAAGCGUCGCAGCUGAAAUCCUUCCUAAAUACUUUGUUCGCAAGACCUCUGCGCCUAGGAACUCCCCAUUUACGUUCAACGAAGACGGUUUUUAUAGAACAUUGAAAAUGAAAAUAGCUGCAAAGCUCAAAGAUGUACCAAAGGACGCUAGGAAAAAGAGUGACUUUGUUAGCGACGUUCUAUUUGUUUUAUUGUUAAUUGGAAGUCCUUUGUGUUGCUGGACUUGGACACAGCAUUUGUUAUUGGGCGCUCUGUCAACGGUUGUUCUUGGUUAUUUGCUGAGCGCCCUAACAAUCUGCGCACAUAAUUACUUCCAUAGAUCUGACAGCUGGCGGAUGUAUCUAUUCAACGUCAGCGGGUUUUCUUAUGCAGACUGGAGAAUAACCCACGCUAUGUCACAUCAUCUGCAUACAAACACAGCGCAAGAUAUCGAGCUAAGUCUCGUAGAACCCUUCCUUCAAUUCCUGCCAAACCCAAAUAAACCAAUUUGGGCCCAAAUGGCUGCGUUUUAUUAUCCGAUCGUAUUUGCUUUCACUUCAUUGGCCGUUCUGCUAAAAGACGUUGUGCUAGGCGUCGUCGGUCAUCAAGGUGUGAAAAUAUCAUGGACAAAUAUGAUUCCAUUUAUAGUACCCGUAUGGAUGUGGAUUGGUAGUGGCUUGUUCCUUCCAUGGGUGAUCGUCAUUUGGAUUGCCACAGUGAUGAUCAGCAGUGAAAUCUUCAUGAUCUUCGGCUUGACCGCUGGUCACCAUGCUCAUAGUAACUUCUUUGAAGGCGAUGUACCUAGAGAAGAAUACCUGGACUGGGGCAUUCAUCAGCUCGACACGAUCAUCGAAAGGGUAGAAUAUGCUGGGAACCACUACAAAUCCCUUACAAGAUUCGGGGACCAUGCCUUACAUCACCUGUUUCCAACAUUAGACCACGCAGAGCUCAAAUACCUUUACCCGACUCUACUUGAACAUUGUGAGAAAUUUGAAAUGCAACUGCGAAUGACAAACUUCUACCAAGCUCUCCUAAGCCACAGCAAACAAUUAAUACGAAAACGACCAAACAAUUUCACGAAAAGAAAACUCAUUUCAUAAUAAAUUGUAAAGACUGGGCUUAUAGUGUGUCGUAGGGACUGAGAGAAUCAAUCCAUUACAUUACAUUAUCAAUUAUUUAAUAAAUUAUGAUAUAACAUUGGGACUGGAUUAGAAAUGUAUACGUAUUUUUAUGUAGAAAAUAAAUUAUGUAUUACAAUACCUAAGUUAAGGAUACAGGCUGUUAUUUUAGAAGUAAGAAUCACUAAGUCAUUUUUUUUUCAUAAUAAUAUAUUUCAUACGGAUUUCGGUAAUAUUGAUGUGGUUAUACAUUAGCAUAUUAAUUAAUUAUAUAAAUUAUAAUAUGUUUUUAAGGCCUAAGUAUUAAUUAUCAAGUUUAUACUUUACAAUUUUUCUUUAUGACCAAAUGACCAAUACUUACCUCAUUGGAUACAAUGUAAAAUUAUGAAGACAUAAAUAAAGUUAUUUUACACUGCA
Molecule: messenger RNA, 1931 nt
Organism: Colias croceus (clouded yellow)
Lineage: Eukaryota; Metazoa; Arthropoda; Insecta; Lepidoptera; Pieridae
Product: cytochrome b5-related protein-like
Exons: 6
Coding region: 162-1496 (444 amino acids)
Biological process (GO): lipid metabolic process
Cellular component (GO): mitochondrion
Source: RefSeq, a predicted model, not a curated record